UGGGCAGGAAAACUCGAAGGCCGGGUGGUUGCGAAGGCCAGAGGAAACUUAAAUUUGUCUGCCACAGCGUCCCUUCCUGCUGCGCUUGCGAAGACAGUCUGAAAACGCCCAGCAUGCCUACCGAGUGCACGGAAACCAAGUUCACCAUCCCGUACGGCAGCCUGGCUGCCAAGCAGUGGGGCGACCAGGCGCGCGCCACCACCCGCGUCCUGGCGCUGCACGGCUGGAGAAACAACGCCGGCACCUUCGACACCCUCAUUCCGCUGCUCGCACCAGAGAUCUUUGUGGUCGCUCUGGACCUGAGCGGUCACGGCCUGUCGUCGCACAAGCCCGCCGGCUGCAGCUACAGCUACCACGAGUACGUCAUGGACGUGUGCCGCGUCGUUCAACAGCUCAAGUGGGAGCGCUUCUGCAUCAUGGGUCACAGCUUCGGCUGCACCGUGGGCAUGAUGUACGCGAGCUUCUUCCCGGACCGCGUCCAGUGCGUCGUCGCGCUGGACCUGUACGCGCCUCUGCAUGUGCCACGAGAACGCCUCACCCAAGACACCAGCAAGCUGAUCAGCAGCUUCAUUCACCUGGAAAGCAAGCUGAACCAGCCGCCGAGUUACACCGAGGAAGAGCUGCUUAAGAGGCUCGACGAAGCUACGCUGCACACCCUGAACAAGGACACUAUGCGAAUUCUAAUGGGCAGGGACGUCGCCCGCGCCACCGGCACCGACGAGGAAGGCAAGCUCGUAUUGCGCACGGACCAGAGGACCAAGGUCAUCAGCACGGUUCUGCUGGACGCAGAUUUCCAGUACACGCUCAUGGAGAAGAUCCGCUGUGACCUGCUAAUGAUAACGGCGUCGGAGAUCGACGAGCGCAUUAUGCGUCAGAGCAUGGACCGCUUCUUCGCCGUUUACAAGCGCUGCUGCCCGCGCUUCAAGCACGUUGAGGUCGAGGGAAACCACUACGUGCACCUCAACCAUCCCGAGAGAGUGGCCCCGCUGAUAAACGAGUUUUUGGCCGAUGUAAAGUCGGUGUAAGAAAUUGUAGGAGAUGGAGAACAUUUAAUAUUUUUUUUAGAUAUUGAGGCGGUGAAAUAUUUCACGCGAUAACUUUAACAAUUUAUAGUGACAUAGCUUGCUUGGCCUUUUGGCGCGUGUUAGAUCAGACUGAUAAACCAGCAGAGAUAGGGACGUGGCAUAGAAGUGGCAUAAAAAUUAGCGCACGUGUGAGGACAAAAUUUGAGAAUUAGUGAAGGCUCACUUUCAAAGGAUUGAACAUGUGAAGCUAAUUAAAAACAUCCUUUUGAAGAAAAGUGUGCGCUUUAGCAUUGUGCUUUCAAUAUUCUUGUUACCACUUUCGCAGAACCACUUCACUAUGCUCUCUUCUGCCUUAUGUCCCUUAAGACGGCGUUGUUGUAUUCAAAGCUCUACUUAGCCAUUGAAACUUACUCUGUAGAAUGGUUGCGGGGUUUGUGUUGUUGGCACUCUGAGGUAUCUCCCACAUAGCAGAAUUACGCAAACAUAUCUGUGUGAGCUUUGAAGAACAUUGUGUUUGGAAACGCGUGGGAAUUUUGCAGGCAUCAGUCAUUGACGGUUUCAGUAUCUGACAGUGGUUUUAUUUUUCGCAUUGUUCGCGGUGCGAGGGUGUGUGCGAUAGAAAGUACAGAAGUGAAGAAAACAUUUUCAUUUCAUAAUUGGAAGAUUCUUAGCUCUGAAUACAUUCAGGUAAACUGAACUGGAAACACAAGGGUGCCAGCAUUCAUCAGAAGGUUCCUUGCCGAUGUUUCUAUGUUUGCUUAUGAAAUAUGUUACGAAAAAUUAAGCUCAUUCGUUUUACAUUGGCUCAAGUUUCUUCCUAAUACAGAAUACUUAUAUUGUUCUAUUAACUUCUGCAAAGGCUUCGGAUCAACUAAACCAACGGCCAAACAGUAGUUUUUUAGUUUCCUUUUGCUUGCGCCUCAUGAUAUUCAGCAGUUAUAAUAUAUAUAAGAAUCUUAAUGAGGUGCUGAGUGGACAGUUUUUUGCUGUCCAGCUACUGUUGUCUGGGCAUUUAAAUAUUUACAUUAGACCUUCAUAAAGUUCGUUCAGAGUUUAAGGGCUGCAUACAUUUCAAUAUUAGGAGCUACCGCUGCUUUUAUUCUAAGAAUAUGUGCAGUGCCACCCCAAGGAAUGUCUUACUUAUAGGACACAUUAAAAUUCUACAGAAAAUUCUUCAGGAAGUCAUGAAGUGAAACCGUCUGUAUAAAAUGUAUUGCUGUUUAUACGUGUACGGCUCCAGAAAACGGCAGUAUAGCUGCAGUUUUCUGCGGCUGCUAUCAACAAGCGGAAUCUACAUUGUAUACAUUAAGCUGCUGAAGAAUGCUGCACAAUGAUAAUAUUGUGAGGCCGGCGUUCAUGUACCCGUCCACGCAAUAUACUGGAAUGUAAAUGUGUCUCAACAAUUGCUGCUAUUUUGUUCUGCCUCGUUGCUUUUUUGUAAGCAUGGAUUUACACUUUCAUAUUUUUGUCGCAGCAGGCAUAUCGCACACAAUAUUUUCGCUCACAUCCUUGAGAAAAGGAUGUGGACGUGCUUUUACCUAUAGCCGGGUCAUUGCACACUAGUGUUUGAGUCACGCUGUCACUGUCCAACGCACAUCAUAGCAUUUUAGGCAUUAGAAACUGUAAUCACUGCGCACUUUUUCUGUUGACUUUAGCAUUUAUUGUUGACUGAAGUUAUCCCUUAAGCGUUGUAAUAAUGUAUCUGGUGCGUUUCACAGAUACAUGGCUACAUUUAACACGCGAAUGCUUUCUUUAGCAUUCCCAUUUGUAAUAAUACUGUGUGAAUAUACGGGUGUGUAAGUUAUUGGACACCAUUUCAGAAUUUGUAUAAGAGCCUGUAAGUGACACUAUUAGUGGCACGUACUUGACUUGGGCAUUUAUACAUGGAAGCGAAACCGGAGUAGAAUUUGCCGAUCGUUCAUUUCUGCACAUUCCUGAAGUGGGCUUUUGAAAUGCGUGCAUUGGAGUCAUGCUUCCAUGUUCUUUUUGUGUUUUAUAUUUGAGGCGUUUAUUGGAACACAUCGUGCAAAAUAACCGCUCUUUUGAAGCCAGCUUUCUUUUGUUAAGCUUUGCAAAUGAAGAUAUGACUGAAUAUACUCUUCAAAUCUGUUCAGUAGCGCACCUGCUGACGUGAUAACACUAGUGUGGUGAACUCAUGUUUUUACAAAGUGUGUACGUCUGGUUGACAUUACGGGAAGGCGUCUUCUCUUGAAGGUCCUUUAAUAGGACGGCAUAACGCACAGUCACAUUGAGCUAUUGCCUGCCGUAGAGUUUUGCUGUUGCUUCUUAUUUAAGCUAUGUGGAAUCGCAGGUGUGUUAGCGUACAGAUGCGUUUUUUUGUUAUUCUGACGCCAGGCAUACUAUGCAGCAAGGGCAUCACGGUUUACGGCAUCUUUACCAGGGUGUUCUAAUGAAGCCAUUUUGCGGCGUGCUUCACUUUGGCCAAAUAAAGCGUAACUGCCUUGGUCGCCUUUUCCCAAUGCCCUUCACAGGGUAGUACGUACAUGCCGGUGAAAUGGCAUAGUUGUUUUACUGUAUGUGAAUGGAUGAGCUGAAGAAUGGACGUAGGCAUAAAUGAGUCAAUGCGCAGCUUUUACACGUGCUAAUAGAAUCUGGGUGGGUCAAAGGUACGGAACGCUGUGAUUCUCCCCGGAGGGCCCACACUCGGUAAAGUGAAACCGUCAUUUUUGCCGAGGUGUGUGCACUUCUGUGUGAAUAGUCGUUGGAACAUGUUGGAGUGAUAUAUUGCGCUUUGUUUUGUGCCGAUCAUUGUUGCAGUGAUAUAUUGCGCUUUGUUUUGUGCCGAUCAUUGUUGCAGUCGCAAAUGUGUGUUUUUGUUUAAUAAACUUUUUUUUGGCACU
Dermacentor andersoni is the source of this 3886-nucleotide messenger RNA. RefSeq names its product serine hydrolase-like protein. NCBI's taxonomy places the organism in Eukaryota, Metazoa, Arthropoda, Arachnida, Ixodida, Ixodidae. Gene Ontology annotation, cellular component: membrane. The record is from RefSeq and is a predicted model, not a curated record. Gene Ontology annotation, molecular function: catalytic activity.